Molecule: messenger RNA, 576 nt
Organism: Helianthus annuus (common sunflower)
Lineage: Eukaryota; Viridiplantae; Streptophyta; Magnoliopsida; Asterales; Asteraceae
Exons: 1
Coding region: 1-576 (191 amino acids)
Molecular function (GO): nucleic acid binding
Source: RefSeq, a predicted model, not a curated record
AUGGUAGGAAAAAGUCGAAAGGAUUGGUCGGAUAAGCUCGAUGACGCAUUGUGGGCGUUUCGUACCGCCUACAAGACACCUUUAGGGUCCACUCCAUUCAUGAUUGUCUAUGGCAAAGCGUUCCAUCUUCUCAUGGAAUUGGAGCACCGAGCGCUUUGGGCUCUUAAAACCGUAAAUUUAGAUCUUACCGAAGCGGUUAGGAAGCGUUUCUUCCAAAUUCACGAGUUCGAUGCACUUAGAGAUGCGGUGUAUAAAUGUUCAUUCAGUAUUAAGGAGAAAACGAAGGCGUUGCAUGACAGUAGGUUAAAAGGGUUGAAGGAGUUUAAAAUCGGUGAUAAAGUACUUCUAUAUAAUUUGAGGUUUAAAUUGUUUCCCAGUAAACUGAAAUCCAAAUGGGCUGGGCCAUACGUAGUGAAGGAAGUGUUUCCAUAUGGUACCAUCAAGUUACUAAAUGAAGCCGACGGAUGUAUUUGGAAAGUGAAUGGUCAUAGGUUGAAACAUUACUUAAGAGGGCCCAUCGACACCACCGAGAAGGAGGAAACUCCUCUCGAAGACCUACCGAACACCACCAUUUAG